GAAUAGUAAGAGUGUUCAAGUAUUUAUUGCACUUUAUUGCUUCCUGGAUCAUUUAAAAGCAGUCACUGACAAACAACGAUUUACACAGGCUUGAAAGUUUGCCUCGGAUGUACUGAGCGGUUCUGUAUUUCAAAAUGCAGGCAUAUCUUCUUUCCCAGCAAUUUAACAUCAGGCCUUUGGCAGAGAACUCCACGGCUUGUCCAGCAAAUGCUACUAUUUGCAAUGGCACAUCUUGUGUAUUACCGGAAGAUAAUUUUAAUGAAACUUUGAGUGUAGUUUUAAGUACUGUUCUAACGAUCAUGCUGGCUUUGGUGAUGUUCUCCAUGGGUUGCAAUGUGGAACUUAAGAAAUUCUGGGGCCACAUAAAAAGACCCUGGGGUAUUUUUGUGGGUUUCCUUUGCCAGUUUGGGAUUAUGCCUCUCACAGGCUUCUUGCUGUCCCUGGCCUUUAACGUGCUUCCUAUUCAAGCUGUUGUGGUGCUGAUCAUGGGAUGCUGUCCAGGAGGCACAGCCUCCAAUAUCAUCGCCUACUGGGUGGAUGGAGACAUGGACCUCAGCAUCAGCAUGACAACUUGCUCCACGCUACUUGCAAUGGGAAUGAUGCCACUUUGCCUCUUUAUUUACACCAAGAUGUGGACUGAUGCAAACGCAAUUGUACUCCCCUACAACAGCAUUGGAAUUUCACUGGUAGCUCUUGUAGUUCCUAUUUCAUUUGGAAUAUAUGUUAACCACAAAUGGCCUAGAAAAGCAAAAAUCAUACUUAAGGUCGGUUCCAUUGUGGGAGCAAUCCUCAUUGUGCUCAUUGCUGUGGCUGGGGGAAUACUCUAUAGAGGCUCCUGGAUCAUCUCACCCAAAUUAUGGAUCAUUGGAACCAUAUUUCCAGCAGCUGGCUAUUGUCUGGGAUUCUUUCUGGCCCGCUUAGCUGGUCUGUCUUGGAACAGAUGUCGUACAGUGUCUCUGGAAACAGGCAUGCAAAACACUCAGCUAUGUUCAACUAUAGUACAGCUCUCAUUCACUCCUGCACAACUUGAACUGAUGUUUACUUUCCCACUCAUCUACAGCAUUUUCCAGCUGUUGCUUGCACUACUAAUUUUAGGAGGCUACCGUAUUUACAGAAGACAUCGGGUCAAAACAAAGACAGAUAUCGAGAAAACAGAGCAAAAAGAGGCUUCAAAAUCAACAUCAUCACAUGCUAACGUAAAUGGAGGAUUUGUACCAAAUGAAGACAAAUAGACAAUUAUCUCUAUUCUCACCAGCUAAAAGAUACAUGGUUUACUUAAAACUAUUUUUUCACAUGCCACUGCUUUAUGGAAAUAUUUAACAAAAAGAAGUUCUGUUGAUAUUGUACAGUAAGAUUUUAAAAUUAUUAAGUUAUGAAAGAUUUCUACUUUGAUUUUUAACAUGGUUUCUGCCACGAUUGUUGAAUCUGGCUUUGAACCUAUUCCCUAAAAAAGAUAUUUAAUGGUUUUUUUAUGGCUUAUUUAAAGAAAGGCAGAAUAAAGGUGGGCUAUUGCUAAAAAAACAAGCAGAUAUUUGCAUUACCAACACCAGCCAUGAUCCUGCAAAUCCGUCUGCUAGUGUUAGCUCACACAACAAAGAGAACACUUUUAAAAGUGCCCUAAGCAGCAACAGGAUUUGAUGUGGAAGAUCUGAUAAGGCUGGAGUACUUUCACUGGACAUGAAUCAACCAUGAAAUUGGAACAAGCUAAUAAUGAAAUAAAGUUUCAUGUAGGUCAGCCUGGGCAGACUAAAGUCAUUACACUGUACUAAUUGGUUGAAGCAUUAAUUUGCACUAAAGCUAUGAUUUUAACAAGUGCAAGGUACCUUAGAACUAUUUUUCUCCCCUAAAGUAAUAGAAAGUAACAGCUUUGAAUCUUCAGUCUUCUAGGUGCUGGAAACAUGAACAGAGAGAAAGCUGAGGGCAUAAGCCUAGAGCAAUUUUAGUGUGACAGCUGCAUACAGACAAGCAGGCUGAGAUUUUGGAAGUGUAAGAAAUUAUCAACUUCUGCACUGAAAGGGAGGCAUUUGAAAGCAGAACAAAAUUGUCCCUGAUUUGCCCAGGGGUUUCACAACUGUUAACAGAAGACAAUAAUGUUUGUAGAGAGUUAGUUAUAUAUUCUUGUUAUUCCAUGAACUCAAUAAAUUUGAAUUACCAGGUGUCUGCAACAUGUAGACACUGGUGUAGUUGAUAAUUUUAAGAUUUUAACUAUAUGAACCACAGACAGAAAUAAUUGGAUGUACACAUACAUUAUUUGUCUUUGAAAAUUCAAGAGUACAUAUGGAAAGCUGUCUUAAGCCUGUGGAGAAAAUGAGUUAUAAUUCUAGGGGAAAAGUACAAAACAGUACAAAAACUAAACUUUUUGUGGCGGUAAUUUUUUUAUGGAUACACUCAGUAACAUUAGUCCUGUACGUUUUAUGUAAAGAAAACAUCCAGAGAACUUCAGAUGAAUGGGUGAGAGGUUGGCUGACCAAAAACUUCAAGAAUGAGCCAACUAUCAACACAUGGAAACUAUACACUUCUUUGUCAUAUUCAGGUGGACCUUCUGAGGUGUUGUGAAUUAAUGUGGCAGGUUUUUUACAAACAGAACUGAAAUGGUGGAAUUUAAGUUCCCUACAUGUAGCUUUCUACUGCUGCAGAAAUGUGCCCAGUAUUAAACAAAGCAUAAAUUAUUACUACCUACCAUAUGUGGGGGAAAGAGUCUCAAAAUGUUCCUGAGUUCUGGGAGGCUUGAAGCUGCUUCACUUUUGGGGGAGUUGAGAGUGGUCAUAACCUCCAAGGAAAAGUUUAACACUUGGUGGGAGGUAGCACAUAAUGAGGCAUGCUGUAUUUUAUAGAACGAAGAUUAAACAGGAAAAUAUAGUGAAGUCUGUUAUGGAAUAAUCAUAAAUGUGCAACAGCACACUCAUGGAGAAAAGGAUAAGUUGCUAACAUCUGUAGUAAAAAAGCUAUUGUCUUUAUCCUGCAUCCAUCAAAGAAAACGGGCAGCAAAAGUUAGUUCGGGUCAUGCCUUUCUUACACACCAUGCUGCUACUCUUUCCCCAUGCUAAACUUCAAUGCUUCCAUGCAUAUUUUUAAAGCAUUUUGAAAAUGUAUUGAAGAAUAAUAGUUUGUCUUGCUCAUACUCUGUGUGUGUAUUUAAAGCAACUGUAUAAACACUGAACUGAAUAAAGUCAGAAGCUAUUUAUAA
This is a messenger RNA of Pezoporus occidentalis (night parrot), 3187 nucleotides long. RefSeq names its product solute carrier family 10 member 2 (gene SLC10A2). The transcript is spliced from 6 exons. Gene Ontology annotation, biological process: bile acid and bile salt transport. Lineage: Eukaryota; Metazoa; Chordata; Aves; Psittaciformes; Psittacidae. The coding region runs from base 135 to 1232 and encodes 365 amino acids. Gene Ontology annotation, cellular component: apical plasma membrane. Gene Ontology annotation, molecular function: bile acid:sodium symporter activity. The record is from RefSeq and is a predicted model, not a curated record.